AUGAAGCUUUCCUCCAUUGCUGCCGUCGUCGGCCUGGCCGUGUCGCAGGCGUCUGGCCAUUAUAUCUUCCAGCAAUUCGCUGUUGGUUCCACCAAAUAUGGUGUCUAUGAGGGAAUCCGACAGAACACCAAUCAAAACCAUCCCGUCACUGGUAAUGAGAGGUCUCUCGCCGUCUUUGAUCUUGCCUCGCCCGAUCUCCGUUGUAACGUCGGAGGUGCCUCCGGAACCCAAACCUCCGUGAUCGACGUCAAGCCUGGCGAUACGUUCUCCUUCACCCUCGACACGGCCGUCUACCACCAGGGCCCGAUCUCCUUCUUCUUGUCAAAAGCGCCGAGUUCCGUUCGCGCCUAUGACGGCUCCGGAAAGUGGCUCAAGUUCAAGGAUAUUGGACCAACGUUCAGUAACGGCCAGCCUACGUGGCCCCUUCGACAGAUGUACGAAGGGCAGAUCCCAACAUGCUUGCCGAACGGAGAGUACCUCCUCAGGGUGAGCCAACUGGGCAUUCAUAACCCGUGGCCAGCCGGUAUCCCGCAAUUCUACACGAGCUGCGCGCAGAUUAGAGUGACUGGUAGCUCUGCUGACGCGGGGAGAUUCAACCCCACGUUGGACAUUCCUGGUGCUUUCAAGGAGACUGAUCCUGGAUACACAGCUAAUAUUUACCAGGGCAUCAGCUCGUACGAGGUUCCGGGAGGAAAGCCUGUGCUGUAG
Verticillium alfalfae VaMs.102 is the source of this 708-nucleotide messenger RNA. Its product is annotated as fungal cellulose binding domain-containing protein. NCBI's taxonomy places the organism in Eukaryota, Fungi, Ascomycota, Sordariomycetes, Glomerellales, Plectosphaerellaceae. The record is from RefSeq and is a predicted model, not a curated record. The transcript is spliced from 7 exons. Bases 1 to 708 code for a protein of 235 amino acids.